Molecule: messenger RNA, 1539 nt
Organism: Stegodyphus dumicola
Lineage: Eukaryota; Metazoa; Arthropoda; Arachnida; Araneae; Eresidae
Source: RefSeq, a predicted model, not a curated record
CUAAUUUGCAAGCAAGAAACAUGGAACGAAAAGAUUAAGUGGGAUGAAGAUCUUCCUCUUCCCCUAAGUGAGCAGUUUGGGACUUGGUUAAACCAAUUGCCUCUGCUAUCUCAGAUUGAAAUUCCUCGUUGGUUAAAUAUUGAUUACGAAAACGAAGAUACCGUAGUGCUCCACGUUUUUUCGGAUGCUAGUAAAAGAGCCUAUGCCACAUGUGCAUUUUUAAGAGCUGAAACCAUCGAAGGUGUAAAGGUUCAGUUAGUUGCCAGGCUUGCCAAAACAAUUCUAUCAGAUUUGAAACUUAAGAAUUGUAGAGAACAGUGUUUCUGGAGUGAUUCUUCUACAGCUUUGGGGUGGAUAAGAAGGGAUCAAGCAUGGGGUACGUUUGUUCACAAUCGAGUACAAGAAAUAAGAUCGCUUACCAGAAUAUCUGACUGGAGGCAUGUACCUGGAAGUUUAAACCCAGAAGAUCUCCCAUCGAGAGGAUGUACUAUUGAGCAAUUACAGAAAUCGGCAUGGUGGGAGGGCCCAUCGUGGCUUUACUUACCAGAAGACGAGUGGCCCCAUGUAGAAGAAAAGCCUGAUGAAGAACUUAUAAACAAGGAAAAAAGGAAAACGAUUCUGACUCUUCUAGAUCAUGGAGACAAUUUGGACCGGUACUACAAAUACUUCUCUUCAUAUAGAAAAACCAUAAGGAUGAUCGCUUGGAUUUUCAGGUUUUAUCACAAUUUAAAGAACAAAGAUAAAAACCUUACUCCUGAUGUCUCAGUUGAUGAAUUGGAGAAUGCUGAAAAGGCACUUUGUAGAUUGGUACAGAAAGAAUCAUUUACAAGCAUAAACGAUCCCGCUAUUCGUGCGCUGAGACCAAUCGUAGACCAAAAUGGAAUUUUAAGAGCCAAAACGAACGUCCUACAGCGUCAAGAUAAUGAAAAUUUCCGAUAUCCUAUUAUUUUACCUUCAAAACACCUUCUUGUUGAGAGACUAAUUUACGAGAAACAUCUAGAACUCCAGCAUGCUGGUGUCAGCACUUUGAUGACAAAUCUUAGAGAAAACUUUUGGAUAUUAAAAUCCAGAAAAAGUAUUCGAAAUAUUAUCAGAAAAUGUGUAAGAUGUAAAAGAUUUGUUUCACAAAGAGUGGAAGUCGAGCCAGGAUUUCCACCCGAAGAUCGAGUCAGAGAAGGGGCGACUUUUGAAGUCGUCGGUGUAGAUCUAGCGGGUCCUCUCUAUCUCCGUGAGGGGUCUAAAGCGUGGAUAGUCUUGUAUACAUGUGCCAUUUAUAGAGCCAUUCACCUCGAACUAGUUACUUCUCUAUCUACAGAAACUUUCAUCCAAUCUUUACGUAGAUUCAUUGCCAGAAGAGGUAGACCUUAUGUGAUAUAUUCCGACAACGGAACUAAUUUUGUAGGGACUAACAGUGUUCUUAAGAAAGUUAAAGAAACGCCAUAUGUUCAGCUGCUUCUAUCCAAAGGAUACGAUGGAAGUUCAACCCUCCGACCGCCGCCUGGUGGGGAGGUUGGUGGGAGAGGCUUGUGCGAAUGGUGA